AUGGAUGUUAAUGUGAGAAUAAGUACCCAAAAUGAAGUCGAAAAUGACUCAACUUCAAAAGGAUUUACUUUGCAACUCUGGUAUAAUAAAACGACUUUCGAAAUAACAUUUACCUAUGUGAUUUUUACUAUUGCUUUCUUUGGAUGCAUGGGAAACCUUGCCACAAAAGUUAAAAUCGUAUACGAUCCGAAAUACCACACACCGACAUUUGCUGCUAUCGGACAGUUGGCUUUGGCAGAUUUUCUAUCAGUCACAAUGCAAACUUUUGACAAUAUGACAAACAGUUUCGGAAUUAGGUCGAAGACUCUAAUAAACACGACUGCAGUGAGUUCUUUUUCUCAUUUGUGUUUACUGACCAUUGUCAGAUAUUUAAUCACUGUUCACCCCCUACAAAGCAGACAACAUCUAACUGUAACAGCGGUGUGUUUGUGUUCACUCACAAUAUGGAUAUAUAGCAGUGUUUUUGUAGCUAUUACAAAUUAUACUGCAGAUACAAUAUGUUGGAUAUAUAGACAGACACUUUAUCUCAUCGUCAAUUUUUUCAUAUUGUUAAUAGUCUGUUCUAUAAUGACCCUUUUGCAUGUUAAAAAGAUAAGAACAUUACAGAAUUCUUUGUCUGUAACCGAGCAAUCACAAAGACGAAUGAAUAUUGUUGUCACUGUGAUCAUAAGUGUAUUUGUAUUUUAUCGAUUGUCUUUGAUCGCAAUCAAAAUAAUAUAUUUUUUUCAGUUUUCAGCUGAACUAUAUUAUCAUGUGCGCAACUUAGAAUAUUUUUACAUUUUCAUGACAUGUAUAAACUUUUCUUGUAAUCCUUAUAUAUUAUUUUUUUCACAAUUCGUUUAG
Magallana angulata is the source of this 843-nucleotide messenger RNA. RefSeq names its product trace amine-associated receptor 6-like. Gene Ontology annotation, cellular component: membrane. Gene Ontology annotation, molecular function: G protein-coupled receptor activity. The transcript has a single exon. Gene Ontology annotation, biological process: G protein-coupled receptor signaling pathway. Bases 1 to 843 code for a protein of 280 amino acids. Lineage: Eukaryota; Metazoa; Mollusca; Bivalvia; Ostreida; Ostreidae. The record is from RefSeq and is a predicted model, not a curated record.